Messenger RNA from Ctenocephalides felis (cat flea), 2150 nucleotides. RefSeq names its product exocyst complex component 8 (gene Exo84). Gene Ontology annotation, biological process: intracellular protein localization; Golgi to plasma membrane transport; exocytosis. The transcript has 12 exons. NCBI's taxonomy places the organism in Eukaryota, Metazoa, Arthropoda, Insecta, Siphonaptera, Pulicidae. The coding region runs from base 84 to 2150 and encodes 688 amino acids. Gene Ontology annotation, cellular component: exocyst. The record is from RefSeq and is a predicted model, not a curated record.
CGUUUAAGCAAUACUCCUCUUAGUGAUAACUAUGUAGAAUUAAUUUAUCAUAAUGUAUUUUUAAGUACACAAAUCCAUUAAAAAUGAACGAAUUCAUAGAAAAAUUCAACUCACACGACUUCAAUGCGGACGAAUAUGUUAAAGAAUUAACGCAAAAAUGCAUCGGUGGACAGGAAUUGCAACAGGAGAAGGUUAAAAUACAGGCUUUGAGUGAUGAAACUGCUAAUUCGUUGAAGAAAAAUGUUUACCAGAACUAUAUGCAGUUUAUUGAAACUGCUAAAGAGAUUUCACAUUUGGAAUCUGAAAUGUAUCAACUAUCACAUUUAUUAGGAGAACAAAAAGUUCUUUUAUCUGCCAUAGCCACUUCAUCUAUUACUGGUAAAACGAGGGAUCCAUUCAGUCAAGGCGAUAAAAAUGAUAAAGAGAAUGAAGAUACCAUAUCAGUAGAAGAAAAGAACAAAAAUGAUAUCCAAUCAGUUAUUAAUCGAGUUGAAGGCCUAACUACAGAAUUAGAUUCAGUCCCUGAUAGAGUUCUUCUGCACGAAGGGGAUUUAUUGGAAUUAGAGCCACUGAAUCAUGGGCCUUUGAGACGUGUACAUUUAUUUCUGUUUAAUGACAUACUUUUAGUUGCUACAUGGAUGCCAUCAAGACGCGGUCCCAAGCGUUUCCAGUUCGAUGUAAUUUACUCCAUAGGAACAUUAGCCGUAGUUAAUGCUAGAGAUUUAGGGCCAGUACAAAAUGCAUUUAAAUUACUAGUCUUUCCCGAUACCAGAGUUCUACAAUGUAGUAAUCCGACAAGCAAAAGCGAGUGGCUUGAAAAGUUUGAGAAAUCCAAAAAAGUGCAACACACCGAGACAAAUGUUGAGGAGACAAAGAGGCCGCCCAGGAAAAAGGAUCUGAAGUCAAUUGAUCGGAGUAUCAGUGAUGAGCAGAGUUCAUAUAGUACAAAUUCCUUAAACGAAAUAGAAAAGCCAGUACACCCCGAUUGGGUAAUGCAAUCGCCUGACGAAUUGCAAGUAUUAGUUGCCCAACGUCAUUUUGAUGAUGCCUUAGUAUUACUUCAACAAACACAAGAAUAUAUUAAAACUAACGAACAAAACUGUCCGACAUUGGGCGAACUAAAAACAAAAAUUGAAAAUGGUAAAGCCUCCUUAGCCAAUGUAUUGAUGUCAGAGCUGGCAGUUCCCCAAGGAAGAUCCUUAUGUGCUGCCUUAAGAGCUUCUAGGAACACUGUUAAAUUAUUAGUACAACUUAAUCAUGCAUCUCAGGCUUGUGAUCUUUUCCUAAAAGUAUCAAGUAACGCCCUACGAGCUGGACAAAGGCAGGCAAGACGUGAAGGACCCCAUGCUCAUAUUGGCCUGAUGUCGAGUCCUGUGCCUAAACUUGCUGAACUCUUCUUUUGUGAUAUUGCCGAAGUCUGUCGGGAAUUCUUGAAAUUAUUCGCUAACGAGAAAUCAUGCUUCAGUGCUUUUGUUGUAUGGACCGGUGUGGAGUUAGGAGUCUUCAUAAGUCACCUAGUGAAACAUUGGAUGUCACCAGGAACUCCUUUACAAGAUAUUGCAGUCUGUGUCGAUGCUGUUAGAAAACCUUGCAGUCAACUCACAGAAUUAGGCUUAGACCUAGGGUACAGGUUGGAAGGCUUGUUGAGGAUUCCAGUGGAGAAAGCGUUACAAGAUUGGAAGACUCGUUUAUGCGACAGUGCCAUUACAAGAAACGACGACCGAUGGCAACCGACGAAUCUACAUCACAAGGCUGCUGUAAAAGCUUUAAUUGAUGAAAUGAAAUCGUACGGCAUAGAUGUCCAAUCAUAUAUAUCAGGCGAUACGUGGAUUACAUUAAGUCCAAGUACUUUAAGUUUCACAAAGCAAUUUAUUUUGAUUGGAACGGCUUGUGGUGUUUUGGGAAUGCCUGUUGAACGACGACAUUUAUCAGAGGCCUUGCUGUGCGAUAUGUUUUCAGCGCAUAUUAAAGUUAGGCCUUCGCAAAGUGAAAAAGUUGAUUCUGGUUUCCUGAGUAAAAAUCGUACCUUCCUGGUUGAAAAAGUAUUACCGCUGGUUACCGAAAAGUUUGAAAAAUCUACGGGUUUUCCAAGCCCUGCACUUAAGGCUUUAGCUGGACCUACAAAGUCUUACAGCACAGAAUAUUUGUAA